Pan troglodytes (chimpanzee) is the source of this 1437-nucleotide messenger RNA. It is a transcript of the gene DUSP15, whose product is annotated as dual specificity phosphatase 15. Gene Ontology annotation, molecular function: protein tyrosine phosphatase activity. The transcript has 7 exons. Lineage: Eukaryota; Metazoa; Chordata; Mammalia; Primates; Hominidae. The coding region runs from base 709 to 1107 and encodes 132 amino acids. The record is from RefSeq and is a predicted model, not a curated record. Gene Ontology annotation, biological process: signal transduction; protein dephosphorylation. Gene Ontology annotation, cellular component: cytosol; plasma membrane.
GACCUUCUGGUCUCGCCGGUCUCCGUGCGGCGGCAUCUCCGUGUCCCUGUGACUCGAGACCGCGGCUGUCGGGUCUCCCCCUCUCUGACCCUGCGUCUCUGUCCCCGCUGUGUCCGCCCUCUCUCCGUGACUCUGUGUCUCUCGCUGUCUUGCUGUGGCUGUCACUCCCAGGCUGUCCCCCAGUGAGUCCUGCUCUCCGUCUGCAUGUGUCCCUCUCCCUUGUCGCUGACUCCUCGGCUCUCUCCGGGGCUGUUUCUCCAUCCUGUCCCGCCUCUGCCUGUCCUUGCCUUUCUGCCUCCCCAGCCCCAGAAUUUCCAUCCCUGCACCCUGCAAGUCCACCUCUCUCCUCUCCUCUCCUCCUAAGACCUGCCUUCCUCCUCUCCCCUCUCAUACCCAAGCUGGCCUCCCUUGGUUCCCUCGGUACUUCCUGGACUCUACCUCGGAAACUUCAUUGAUGCCAAAGACCUGGAUCAGCUGGGCCGAAAUAAGAUCACACACAUCAUCUCUAUCCAUGAGUCACCCCAGCCUCUGCUGCAGGAUAUCACCUACCUUCGCAUCCCGGUCGCUGAUACCCCUGAGGUACCCAUCAAAAAGCACUUCAAAGAAUGUAUCAACUUCAUCCACUGCUGCCGCCUUAAUGGGGGGAACUGCCUUGUGCACUGCUUUGCAGGCAUCUCUCGCAGCACCACGAUUGUGACAGCGUAUGUGAUGACUGUGACGGGGCUAGGCUGGCGGGACGUGCUUGAAGCCAUCAAGGCCACCAGGCCCAUCGCCAACCCCAACCCAGGCUUUAGGCAGCAGCUUGAAGAGUUUGGCUGGGCCAGUUCCCAGAAGCUUCGUCGGCAGCUGGAGGAGCGCUUCGGCGAGAGCCCCUUCCGCGACGAGGAGGAGUUGCGCGCGCUGCUGCCGCUGUGCAAGCGCUGCCGGCAGGGCUCCGCGACCUCGGCCUCCUCCGCCGGGCCGCACUCAGCAGCCUCCGAGGGAACCCUGCAGCGCCUGGUGCCGCGCACGCCCCGGGAAGCCCACCGGCCGCUGCCGCUGCUGGCGCGCGUCAAGCAGACUUUCUCUUGCCUCCCCCGGUGUCUGUCCCGCAAGGGCGGCAAGUGAGGAUGCAGUCCAGCCGUGGCUCCCCACUUCCUCCCGACUGGCUCCCUUCGGGGGCUCUCUGCGCCUUCCACGCCCCCCAGGACGGGCCCAGAGGCUGGGGGAGCCCCGCGGCGGCCUGAACCCUGCCUCCCGCGCCCGCCCUGCUCGUCCGCGUCUGCAGUCAGCGUCCCCAACCUGUGCGUCUCUGUGUCUGGGCCGGCCUGCUGCAGCCACCUGGUGCCUUAGUCCUUGGGCUGGGGGAGGGGGCCCACCCUUAAAGGCGGCGGGAGGGGAGGGAGGGAGAGUGGAGGGUUUGACGGGCCUGGAGGGUAUUAAAGAGACACAGAAGAA